This is a messenger RNA of Danio aesculapii, 4434 nucleotides long. It is a transcript of the gene arhgap4b, whose product is annotated as Rho GTPase activating protein 4b. Gene Ontology annotation, biological process: signal transduction; negative regulation of cell migration. Gene Ontology annotation, molecular function: protein binding. Gene Ontology annotation, cellular component: cytoplasm. The coding region runs from base 743 to 3643 and encodes 966 amino acids. The record is from RefSeq and is a predicted model, not a curated record. The transcript has 24 exons. NCBI's taxonomy places the organism in Eukaryota, Metazoa, Chordata, Actinopteri, Cypriniformes, Danionidae.
CUGUGCUUCAGCAUGCGCGUGGUGUGUGUGUGUGCGCGAGCGUGUGUGUAUGUGUGCAUGAGUGUGUGAACCAAAGAAGGGAGCUGUUUUCUAGCAUGCAUGCAUGUCUGUGUUUGUGUGUGUGUGUGUGUGUGUACGCCUCUACCUUAUUUUGAAUGCACGCCCGAGAGGGAGAGAGUCAUGUGUGUAGAAUGUGUCAGAGGGGGUGAAAUCAAACGGUCUGCAUGAAAUCUGUGUGACUCAAACACAGUGUUCUCUGUGUCCAGCGAGAGGGAAGGAGAGACAGAACCUAGGAGAAUGAGGCAAGGACAAUCACAUUUAGCCAGCGUCUCAGGAAAUAGAACUAGAAAACCGUCAGGCCCCUGCAACGUUCCCUGCUCUGAAAACGAGACUUUAAAUGCACAAGCUCAGUGCUGACAGCAGAUUGCUUGGAUUGGAACUCCCUCCAUGUUCACACACAAACACACACACGUGCACACAGAGACUUCCCUGUUCCGUUUCUGCUGAGAGCACAGAUUGAAUAACUGAAAAGGUUGUCUUCAGUAGCCCAGUAUGAACUACAGACUCAACGUUCUCCUCACUUUCUGCACUAUAAUGGACGUGGAACUUGUUUGGUGAAAUAUAAACACCAGCACAUUGAAGCAGGAAUUGGAAUAGUGUUUUUGUGAAGGGGAAAGAAGUCUGUGACUGGUCAUUUCAGACUGUACAAGUCAACAGGAGUGCUACACCAGCGGAGGAGACCAUGACUUCACAUGGAAAACUGAGAAAGGAAAAGGGGAGUCUGGCGGAGUAUGAGACUCAAAUCAAAGAGGUGCGUGGUCAGCUCUCAGAGCAGCUAAAAAUCCUAGAUGCGCAGCUGGAGGUCAAGACACAACAGCUGCAGGAUCUGAGCGAGUACCUGCGCAGACGAGGAGAGAUUGAAGCUGAAUAUGCCAGAUCUCUGGAGAAACUGAGUGAGAAGUUCACCGUUAAAACCAAGAGAAAGGAGCAGUUGGACCUGUCGGUGGCUCAAUGCUGGUCUGUUCUUCUGACCCAAACCAGGCAGGAGAGCCGAGAUCACAGCUCACUCAGUGAGCUCUGUGGCAACACACUCACGCAGCGCCUCUCACACUGCAUAGAGGACACACACCGCCUGGCAAAGCGGAGCAAGGAGGUUGGACUCCAGAUGCAGGAUGAGCUAUUGAAAAUCACCACAGAGCUGCAGACGGCUCUGAAAACGUAUCAUCAAUACCACAUCGACUGUCUGGCUGCAGAAGGCAAGCUCAAAGAGGCCACGAGACUAGAAGAGAAGCAGACGGGCAAAUCAGCUGAUCUCGGCCUCAGCCAAUCAGGAGGGCAGAGGCGCAGUUCUGUCAAAAAAAUGGAAAGACUGAUGGAGAAGAGGCAAGGCAAAGUACAGGAAACCCAGCUGAAGUGCACUAAAGCUCGCAACGACUACUUGCUCAACUUGGCAGCAGCUAAUGCCUCCAUGAAUAAGUACUAUCUGCAGGACAUUUGCACACUGAUUGAUUGCACAGAUCUGGGGUACCACCUGUCUGUGACGCGGGUUAUACGCGGAUACCUCUCCAACAAAAACCGUAUCGUCCAGAAUAUGAAGAAUGGCCUUCAGCAGCUGGACACAGCGGUGACUGGACUCAACCAGGGUCAGGAUAGAGACUCUCUGCUGCAGGCCCACAAUACUGCUUUCUGCCUGCCCUUCCGCUUCCAGUACCAGCCCCAUGAAGGAGAUCAGGUGUGUGAGGUGAGCGCUGAAGGCCAGGUGAGAUAUGAGCUCGACACCAGAUUCCAGCAGCUGCAGUCCAGACUGGCAUCUGUUACCCUCGAAACUGAUGAGGUCAGCAAGACCCUUAAAACAACCCACUCAAACCUUCUGGAGAGCGUCUGUGAUGACGACUGCAUCCCCGCUCCAGACGCCUCCAGCACCCCAUCAGUCGAGGGCACGGCGGACGGCACAGGAGCAAAGCCCAGCCUCGCCAAACGCAGAGCCAAUCAGCAGGACACCGAGACUUUCUACUUCACGAAAGUGAAGGAGCAUGUAAGUGGCAGCUCUCUGAUCUCGAAACUCCAAGCCAAGCAUGACCUACUUAAAGAGGCCAUACAGAAAGCUGAGGCCAUCGAUAGUGACCCCUCCAGAAUGCAGCCUGGUAGGGCAGUGCGUGUGCGGAAAGCCAGGCCCUGCUCCCAGUACAACCACAAACUCUUCUCUGGAGACAUGCUCUCCUUCAUUCAGAGCUCAGGGCAACAGAUCCCCCUGGUGGUGGAGAGCUGCAUUCGCUUCAUCAACCUGCACGGUCUGCAUCAUGAAGGCAUUUUUAGGGUUCCUGGAUCACAGACUGAAGUUAAUCAUAUCAGGGAUGCUUUUGAAAGAGGCGAGGACCCGCUCACUGACAGCGAGAGUGACAUUGAUUCAGUGGCGGGGGUCCUGAAGCUCUAUUUCAGAGGACUCGAGAAACCUCUGUUCCCCGAGGAGAGCUUUAGCCAGCUCAUGGAGUGUGUCCAAAUGGAAAACAUGACCGAAAAAGUAGCGCAGAUAAAGUCAGUAGUGUCGUCCUUCCCCAGACCCGUCAUCAUAGUGAUGCGUUAUCUCUUCGCCUUCCUUCAUCACGUCUCUCAGUACAGUGAUGAGAACAUGAUGCAGCCCUAUAAUCUGGCCGUGUGCUUCGGGCCCAGUCUGCUCCGAGGCGUAGAGAUGGGUGGUGACGAGGUGACCCUGGCUCCUCAGAUCAAUGAACUGGUCAAAACCAUGAUCCUCCAUCAUGAGAACAUCUUCCCAGGACCUUCUGAACUUCCAGGCGCCGUCUAUGAGAAGUGCAUGACUUUGGAGCAGGAGUACUGUGAACCCAUCACAGAGGAAGGCGAGGGAGACCCUGAACAUCUUCCCAGUGAAGAUGAGUGGGAGGCUGUGGCCAUGUUUGAUUAUGUUGCACGCUCUGCAGCCGAGCUGUCAUUCAAGCAGGGUGAACACCUCCUACUGCACAGCAAGGCCUCUGCUGAUUGGUGGCGAGGGGAAGUGGGAGGAAUGAAAGGCUUGAUCCCCCAUAAGUACAUCAGUGUGGCAGAAGGGAUGGAGCGUAAGGACCGGGGGAAGAAGGAGGACAGUAGAGGGGGAAGCACAGGAAACCUUGCAGAGGAGCAGCAGCAACACUCUGAACACAGCACUCGUAUGCGAGUGAACAGCGACAGCGCAUCUUUGCCUGGCCGGCAGAGGACCGGCAGUGGAAGCAGCGGCAGCAUUGGUGGAGGCAACAGUGGGAAUAUGAGCCCUGUACGAAAGCUCACCCUGCAGGUGCCUGAGGGGCGGCUCAUCCUUCCUCCUCAGACCAGUGCAGUUGCACGCCAAUUCUCAGGUCAUCAAGAGCGCAGACACACUUUAGACACUCUGAGGCCAGCAGGAGCACCAGACAGACAGACAGUACAUAUCGACAAGGAGGUUAGUCGUCAGAUGAACUCUGUGUUUAAGGAGCUGUUGUCUCGUCAGCCUCCUCAAGAGGCGUUGGGUUCGAGCGCUUCUCCGUCCUCUCCUCCUGCUUCUGUCCCAUCCAUCCCAUCAGUCUCCUCUGCUGCUGCUCGACCUUCAGUGAAGAAGGGGGGCUUCGGCCUGCGCAGCAGAGGCCUCUUCAAACCCCAGGACCAACAGGACUGAAGAAGCGUCAAUCUGAGUGUUGUGGGAACGGCACACUCAUCACAGAUAUGAAUCUAUUUUUCCAGACAUACAAUAUAUUUGUCUCUUUUUGCGCCUUAUUAACUGAUGGAUUUCUGUUGACAGUGACUGAUUUCGGUUUUGUUUCACGUGAGACCAAGUCGUUGACCCUAUUAUCGGUUGUGUUUGUGUUUUAGCUUUGACAGUUAAUCAGAUCCUCAAGUCGAGAUUCUUCCCAUCACAGUGAUGUCCAACGUGUCUGUCGUUUUUUGACUGUAGUGUGUAGACCCUGUUUUUAUAUCUGCCGAUGAUGUACUGGAAGACAAAGUGUCGAGUCCCACAAAAGCUCAGAUGAUUCUGAUCGACAAGUGAAUUGUGGGAAUGAUGUCCAUGACAGACAGAGUCCACAUUAUUGUUUUAGAUCUAGACGUGUCACCCUGAAUGUAGCAAGAGAUUCAUGAAGGCCAACAUCACACUCACUCUGACUUCUACUUCGUUUGUAGUUUUAAAGGGUUAGUUCACCACAUAAUUCUGUCCUCGUGUGCUCACCUACCUCAUUCAUCCUCAGAAAACAAAUGAAGGUUUUACCAGUUAGAUCUCAGAGAUUUCUGACUCUCUAUUGAAAACUUGUUCACCCAAAGAAAUCCAAAAAUAAACCCAUAUAAAUCAGGCAUUUAAUAGCAUGCCUAGGCUUCUGAAGACACACAACCAUUUUAUGAGAAGAACAGACUCAUUUAAGGUGUUUAUUAUACAUAAACAUUGAUCGGUGAACAAUGUAUACAGAAUUCAGAGGU